UCUUUACGAUCCACCCGCUACUUCUCUAAAAUUUUCUGAUUAUCCUUUGCAUCAACAUUUAAGCAAUGGUAAGCUAUUACGUCUAUAGGGUUUUAAAUGCUCUGUCUUUCGGCAAAACCAUCAUCCGUUAAUAUUAUGCCGCUUUUGAGAUAAAAUAUGAAGAAACUAAGUAUGUCAGUAGACUCGUCAUGUCGAAAACCCCCCCAGUGCCCAGAAGAUUUUGAAAUCUGCUGUAUGGCUGAUAUUCAGGAGAAAACCAUGCAUCUCGUCUAUUUAUAUUUCUCGUCUAUUAAUAUUGAGUGAUUUCUGAGAUUACUUGUAAAGUAUAUUUAUUAGCAUUUUUACUUUACGAUGGUGUAUGUAUACUAGUUUCAUGCACUGUGAAUAGUUUUAUCACAUCUUUUUGUGCUAGCACAGAUGAGCUCAUCUGUUACUGAGUUUUUUAAUCUUCUUUCAACUGAUUUUAGAUUUUUCUUUCACAAAAUGUUUUCUCUGUUUUUAGUGAUUGGAUGAAAGCAAUUGUAUCGACUCUACCGCCUCCACCUCAACAACCACCACAACAACAACAAGGAAAUAUGCCUCGUCCCUCAGCGCCACCACCCAGUGGACCACCACCAGCUUAUCCAGUUCAGCAGUAUCCUCAACAACAGCCAUAUUCUCAACAACAGCAGGCGCUAUAUCCAAAUCUAAAUCAACAACCACAAUAUCGUCCGCAACAACCACAAUAUCGUCCACAACAACCAAAUUAUCAAUACUCAGCUCAACCAGCGGGGGGAGUAACCGCUCAACCAAACUACCAUACAACAGUUGUCGUUCAACCAGCUUCAGGUGGAGGUGGAGGUGGAGGUUAUAGUCGAGGCGGUGGUGGAAUGGGAACAUUAGGUGGAGUUGGUUUAGGACUUGCUGGUGGUGCACUUCUAGGAGGAGCACUAGGAUAUGCAUGGGGAAAUUCAUGGGGAAUGGGAUCUGGUUGGGGUCACGGCGGUGGUUAUGGGUAUGGCGGUGGCUGGGGUGGCGGCGGUUAUGGAGGCUGGGGUGGUGGAAACUACUCAGACAACGAUACGACGAAUAUUAUCAACAACUAUUACGAUAACGAUACGACAACCAAUAAUUCUACCUCAAAUGUGGAUAACCAAUACAGUGAUACUUCGAAUUAUAAUGACUAUCAAAAUCAAAACAAUGAUACGUCGAAUACUGAUUAUGGAAAUAAUACGAAUACUGAUUACGGUGGUACCGGCGAUUAUGGCGGUACUGGCGAUUAUGGCGGAAGUUCAGAUACGGGUGGUGGAUUUGAUACUGGUGACUAUGGGGGUGGUGAUUAUGGUGGGGGUGAUUAUGGCGGCGGGGAUUAUGGUGGAGGCGAUUUUGGUGGUGGUGAUAUGGGUGGCGGUGAUUUCGGCGGUGGUGGAGACUUCGGUGGGGGUGACUGGUGA
Molecule: messenger RNA, 1433 nt
Organism: Didymodactylos carnosus
Lineage: Eukaryota; Metazoa; Rotifera; Eurotatoria; Philodinida; Philodinidae
Source: the annotation of a GenBank genome assembly